AUGAGCAAGCCGGCCGGCUCAACAAGCCGGAUUUUAGACAUCCCGUGUAAAGUGUGCGGCGACCGCAGCUCUGGCAAGCACUAUGGGGUUUACGCCUGCGAUGGGUGCUCGGGGUUUUUCAAACGAAGCAUCCGAAGGAACAGGACUUAUGUCUGCAAAUCUGGAAACCAGGGAGGCUGUCCAGUGGACAAGACACACAGGAACCAAUGUAGAGCUUGUCGGCUGAAGAAAUGCUUGGAAGUCAACAUGAAUAAAGAUGCUGUUCAACAUGAAAGGGGACCAAGGACAUCCACAAUAAGGAAACAGGUCGCUCUUUAUUUCAGAGGACACAAGGAAGAUAAUGGAGCCACCCCGCACUUUCCCUCUGCAGCUCUACCUACCCCUCCUUUCUUCACUGCUGUCACACAGCUGGAAUCCCAUAAUUUAGAACUGGCUGCAGUUUCUACGACAUCGGAAAGGCAGACUUUGGUAGGCUUGGCUCAACCAACUCCAAAGUAUCCACACGAAGUCACCGGUACGCCAAUGUAUCUCUACGAAGUGGCUACAGAAUCUGUUUGUGAAUCAGCGGCAAGGCUUCUCUUCAUGAGUAUUAAAUGGGCCAAGAGUGUUCCAGCCUUUUCUACUCUGUCGCUACAAGACCAGCUGAUGCUUUUGGAAGACGCUUGGAGGGAACUGUUUGUUCUAGGAAUAGCACAAUGGGCCAUUCCAGUUGAUGCUAACACUCUACUGGCUGUAUCGGGCAUGAAUGGUGACAACACAGAUUCUCAGAAGCUGAAUAAGAUUAUCUCAGAAAUACAGGCGUUACAGGAGGUUGUGGCCAGAUUUCGACAGCUUCGUUUAGAUGCUACAGAAUUUGCCUGUCUCAAAUGCAUUGUCACUUUUAAAGCCGUACCUACGCAUAGUGGUUCUGAACUGAGAAGUUUUCGGAAUGCUGCUGCCAUUGCAGCUCUUCAAGAUGAAGCUCAGCUCACCCUGAACAGCUACAUUCAUACCAGGUACCCAACACAACCUUGUCGUUUUGGGAAACUCUUGUUGCUUUUGCCAGCUUUACGUUCAAUUAGUCCUUCAACGAUAGAAGAAGUGUUUUUCAAAAAAACCAUAGGAAAUGUGCCAAUCACAAGACUACUUUCAGAUAUGUACAAAUCCAGUGACAUUUAA
Messenger RNA from Gekko japonicus, 1158 nucleotides. It is a transcript of the gene NR2E1, whose product is annotated as nuclear receptor subfamily 2 group E member 1. The transcript is spliced from 9 exons. The record is from RefSeq and is a predicted model, not a curated record. The coding region runs from base 1 to 1158 and encodes 385 amino acids. NCBI's taxonomy places the organism in Eukaryota, Metazoa, Chordata, Lepidosauria, Squamata, Gekkonidae. Gene Ontology annotation, molecular function: nuclear receptor activity; zinc ion binding; RNA polymerase II cis-regulatory region sequence-specific DNA binding. Gene Ontology annotation, biological process: anatomical structure development; cell differentiation; negative regulation of transcription by RNA polymerase II.